Messenger RNA from Cannabis sativa, 1551 nucleotides. Its product is annotated as peroxidase 65. The coding region runs from base 331 to 1311 and encodes 326 amino acids. The record is from RefSeq and is a predicted model, not a curated record. The transcript is spliced from 2 exons. Gene Ontology annotation, biological process: response to oxidative stress; hydrogen peroxide catabolic process. NCBI's taxonomy places the organism in Eukaryota, Viridiplantae, Streptophyta, Magnoliopsida, Rosales, Cannabaceae. Gene Ontology annotation, molecular function: heme binding; peroxidase activity.
AAAAUAAAGAAAAACUCCAACCUUACGUGCGAAUCAAUGUAUUAAAAAGAAAAAAACAGAGCACCAAAAUAAGGCUCUCCUAAAAUCUCUCUCUCCCACAAAAUUCACAACCUUAUUUCCUUUCAAUUCCAACUCUUUUUACUUCAUUUUCUCUAACUAAUUAUUUCUUACGUUUCUCUUUUUCAUUUUCAACACAAAUUCUUUUUCCAAACAGUAUAAGGCUACCUAGCUAGUAAUUAGACCUCCUUUGAGGAAAUUAUUACGACCAAGCUAGGAGGUGUAGGCCUCAAACUCCCCACAAUUCGAUCUUGAACCCCUCUUCCCAUAGCCAUGGUGUUUCCUCCUCUUCUCCUUAUCCUCCUUCUCUCCAUUAUUAAUCCUUUCGUCUAUGUCGAAUCGAAACUCUCUCUUGGCUAUUACAACAAAACAUGUCCUGAUUUUGAGAAGAUCAUAAGGGAGACAGUCACAGCAAAACAGAUAUCAAAUCCCACCACGGCGGCAGGCACUCUUCGCCUCUUCUUCCAUGAUUGCAUGGUGGAGGGUUGCGACGCCUCUGUGUUAAUCUCUUCAAAUCAUGCCAAGGACACCGAACGUGAUGCCGACCUUAACCUCUCCCUCUCCGGUGAUGCGUUUGAUGUUAUUGUUCGUGCUAAGACAGCUCUUGAGCUUUCUUGCCCCGGCAUUGUCUCUUGUUCUGACAUCCUCGCUCAAACCACUCGGGACCUCAUCAUCAUGGUUGGUGGCCCAUUUUAUAAGGUUCGACUUGGACGCAAAGAUGGCAUGGUGUCCAAAGCUUCUCUUGUAGAAGGAAACAUUCCAAGGGUCAAUGACACCGUGGACCAGAUGAUCAAACUCUUUGAAAGCAAUGGCUUUACUGUCCAAGAAAUGGUGGCGUUAACUGGUGCCCACACCAUCGGAUUCUCUCAUUGCAAAGAGUUCGCCGACCGGUUAUUCCAUUUCAGCAAAACCAACAGUACUGACCCAGAUAUCCACCCCUUGUUUGCAGCUGCAUUGAAGAUUACCUGUGAAAACUACACAAGAGAUCAUGGCAUGUCAGCCUUUAAUGAUGUUAUGACACCAGGAAAGUUUGAUAACAUGUACUACAAGAACUUGAAGAAAGGUUUGGGACUUUUGUCUUCAGACAACGCUAUGCUCAAGGACCCUAGAACAAAACCAAUUGUUGAAUUGUAUGCAACAGAUCAGAAGCGAUUCUUCGAUGCAUUUUCUCACGCCAUGGAGAAAUUAGCUGUCCAUAAAGUCAAGACUGGACGAAAGGGAGAGGUCAGGAGAAAGUGUGAUGCUUUUAACUAAAUCUCAAAACCUUUAGAAAGAAAAUGACCUUGUAUUCAUAUAUUGAGAAGAAAGAAAAUGAGUAGUUAUUGAUAUUAGAAAGAAAUGGAGGUCUGGUCUGGUGUGAGUGAUUUUAUGCAUGAGUGGAUUCCAAAUUUUAAUUUUCUCUGUGCUUAUAUAAUAUAUAAAUUCGUGUAUAGAUAUGUUUUAUACCAUAAACAUUUGAUGACUUGAGAUAUUUAUUGUGAAUUCUAAAAGAAA